Molecule: messenger RNA, 1955 nt
Organism: Morone saxatilis (striped sea-bass)
Lineage: Eukaryota; Metazoa; Chordata; Actinopteri; Moronidae
Product: protein piccolo-like
Exons: 3
Coding region: 6-1955 (649 amino acids)
Biological process (GO): protein localization to synapse; presynaptic active zone assembly
Cellular component (GO): GABA-ergic synapse; cytoskeleton of presynaptic active zone; glutamatergic synapse
Molecular function (GO): structural constituent of presynaptic active zone; metal ion binding
Source: RefSeq, a predicted model, not a curated record
GCCAGAUGCAGAGAGCACUAGGAGCAUCUGAGCCCACUGGACGUCCUAUAGCAAAACCACAGCCAUCCCUAAGCAAGGUUUUUAAACCUCCUGGCGCAGAGCAAAAGGAUAUACCUACAUUAGUCCAGAAGGAGAAGUCUACAGAAUCUACUGCAGUCAAAAAAGAGGUCACACCACCUCCACAGAAAAAAGAGACCGCCAAAGCUGAGUCUCCAUUGCCAACUGCUGUCCAAAGGAUGGAUACAGCACAACAAGGUUCUAUGCAAAAGACACAGGUCCCUUCAGGUACUGAACAAGGACAAGGCAAGGGUGUUGCUGGCCAGCAACAGCCUGUUGGAAAAUCCCCACAGGUGCAGUCUUCUCAGACAACAAAGCCAGAAGUUAAGGCAGGCCUUGCAAAACAAGAAACUGGAAAACCACCACAACAGCCCUCGAAAUCUGCAACCCCUCCUUCCAAAUCUGUACCACCACCAGCUCAGGCUUCUAAACAGGAGUCGGGAGGCUUCUAUGGCUUUGGUGGUCCUAAAACACAACCUGCUGCAGCAAAGUCUGCUGAGUCAGUGACUGGGAAGAUGUUUGGUUUUGGUUCCUCUAUCUUCAGCUCUGCAUCUACAUUUAUUACCUCAGCUGUUCAAGAUGAACUUAAAACUACACCACCUACUCCACGUAAGAUGUCGGCUACACCCCAUGUCUCUCCUAAACCUACACCUCCAGUUUCUCCUAAGAUGUCUCCUGCAAAGGAGAACAAACCCCCUGCUGCCCAAAAAUCUGAGCCACCUCAACAGUCUAAGCCUGCUUCAUCAGCACAGGCCAAACUAGAGAAAACUCCAUCAGAGCCUCCAAAAUCUACAGAAGUGACCCAGGUUGCUCCUAAAGCAGGUCUGUCCACCUGUCCACUCUGUAAGGUCGAACUCAACAUGGGCUCCAAGGAUCCCAAUUACAACACCUGCACUGAAUGCAAGAACACUGUCUGCAAUCUUUGUGGAUUUAACCCCAUGCCUCAUACAGCAGUGAAGGAAUGGCUGUGUCUGAACUGCCAGACUCAAAGGGCUUUAUUGGGACAGUUGGGAGACUCAGGAAAAAUUCCCCAGCCUUCACCUGUAUCUGCCAAGCCAGAGACCCAGUCCAACCAGGCAACCCAAAAGGCAGAGCCCAAAACUGCCCCUACAAAGGCAGAGCUCAUCCCUAUGGCCACAGAAUCACAGCCCUCACCUGUCCCCAUCAAGGCAGUACCAACUGCAAAGGCAAAGAUGGAGCCUACAUCUGUCAAGAUGGGAACCACAGCCACAGCAGCUUCUGCACAAAUUGAGCUUGAGACCACACUCACACCCACAACAGCAAAGGUUUCACCUGUUACAGCAGAAAAACAGCCUUUGGAAGCAUCCACAGCUACUUCUGUUAUACCUGCCAUGGCCCCUGUGAAACAUACAGAAGUAACACAAAAGGUUGAAGUGCCAAAGGCAGAUAUUCCCAAGACUUUAAAAGUGGGAGGUAAAGAAGAGGCAGUGGAAUUGGAGUACAGUGUGUCAGAAUUCCCCAAAACUGAAGAGUCUAAACCUGACCUUUCAACAGUCAAAGUUGAAGCAGGUGUCAUAGCAUCCGCCUUCCCAGUGACUAAGUCUACAGUUUCACUCACCUCCCCUAUUGCUGCUGAGGUUGCUAUGGCUAAGGUUGUUCCAGAGACUGAAACACAGCCAGAAUGUCCUGUUUACGAGGAGAUUAUUAAGGAAGUACAGUCUGAUGAUCAUAUCAAACUUACAGAGCCAACACAAUCUUUACAGCAAGUUAAGGUGCAACCAAAGUCACAAGAACCACCGCUGGUAAUGGAAGUAGAGCCAGUCGUAGCAGCUGACAGCAAGGAGGUGGCUGAUGAGCAGGUUAAAAAGAUUAUGGAUGUCACUUCAACUACAGUGACACAACUAGUAUCUACAGAGAACAUCAUCAUAACACAGUAG